Molecule: messenger RNA, 912 nt
Organism: Gongylonema pulchrum
Lineage: Eukaryota; Metazoa; Nematoda; Chromadorea; Rhabditida; Gongylonematidae
Source: the annotation of a GenBank genome assembly
AUGCCGUUGGACUAUUCGAAGUGGAAGACGAUUGAGGUGUCGGAUGACGAGGACGACACGCAUCCAAACAUCGAUACACCGUCACUGUUCAGAUGGCGCCAUCAGGCACGCCUGGAACGUAUGGCUGAGCGUAAACAGGAGAAGGAGAAGUUGAUGGAGGAGAAAUCGAAUGCCGAGAAACGAAUCAUGGAUGUGCGAGCAAGACUGGAGAGGACCGAUUUGGAUGAGAAAGAGCGAAUGAAGCUGGAGCUUGAAAUUGAAGAAGUCAGAAAGCAGGAGGAAGAGUAUAUGAAAAAGGAGAAGGAGCUGGAGGAAAAGGAAAAAUUGGAGCCCUGGAAUGUGGACACCAUCGGCCAUGAAGCCUUCAGCAAAUCGCGCAUCAAUAAAAUAACGGGCGAGAAACCGGCACCGCCGAAGUUAUCGGAGGAGGAAGAAACCAAGCGCAUGGAUGAGAAAAUGUGCAAUAUAGCGGAGCAGUGCAUCAUCAUCCAAUAUUUGCUGGAAUUGUCCAAGACGCUGCAUGCACUCGCAACAAACACCAAUGUUAUCAAAAAUUUCUUCAAAAAGUUCCGUGCAGCAGAUCCAUCCUAUCUCAAAGUAUUCCGACAAGAAGUCGAUGCAUUCUGCGAUAGACUCCGUAAACGAGGCAAAGACAAGCGUGAUGCAGCAAUUGCUGAAUAUGAAGCAGAAGAGAAGGCAAAACGUAUCGCUGCAUCGCCUGGUGGCUUAGAUCCGCAAGAAAUGCGAGCCGCAUUCGACAGUCAGGAAGUGUCGCGUUUGCAAGAAGUUGCUCAGAAAAUGGAUCGAGAAGUGUUCUCAUAUCAUCUGGGACGAUGCAUCGACAGUGGCCUAUGGAUCCCGGAUGCGAAUGCUGCGAAAGAGGGCGAGGGUGACCAAAAAAAUGACUCAUAA